UUUUGUGUUUUUCUUCCAUUUUCUCGCCAAAAUUUCCCAUAUUUUCCCGGAAAAACUCUUCUUCAUGGCUAAUUGGUCCCGACUUCCCGCAGAUCUCCUUGUGGAAAUUGCUAAACGCUUAGACAACCCACUUUAUCUGCUUCGUUUCCGAUCCGUCUGUUCGUCAUGGCGAUCAUCUAUCUCUUCCAGGCUUCGAAAUUUACUGGGUCGUUUCCCCCUCCCAAACGACGGCAUGUCCAAUUCCAUCCGGGGUUUCAACCUAGCCAAACGCCGGAUUUUUCUCAUCGGCUCGCCUGAAAAUGGUAAUCAAUCAACCCCAGAUCACUGGCUUGUCAAAAUGGAAGAAAGCGUACCUGGUACCAUACGCCUAAUCAACCCUCUUUCAAGGUUUGAAAUCAAACCCUUGCCAGAAGAUUUCCCGAAGGUAUUGGAUGUUUCGCAAUUUAGGGUUUAUGAAUUGAGUCAAGAAUACGUUCUCCAUUAUAUGCAUUUUCCCUCCUUGACUAAUUUCUUAGGCGAUGUUGGUAAUCUGUAUAUGGAGAAAGUUGUUUUCAAGUUUUUGGAUUCUGAAAGUGAUAAGUUUGUGUUGUUUACAAUCCAUGUGUCUGGAAAAUUAGCUACUUUCAAAUCUGGGGAUAAGCGUUGGACUAUUAUCCCUGAUAUGCCUUCUCCCUAUGAUGAUGCGAUUUUGUACAAAGGAAAUUUCUACGCUGUUGAUAGUACUGGGCGUACCGUGCUUGUUGGGUCGUCUUUAAAUGUUGUUUUGGUAGCAAAUCCUGUGUAUGGUGGUGACAAGAAGUUUUUGGUUGAGUCACGUGGUGAACUCCUUAUGGUUGAUAUGUAUCUAAGUUUGUCUCCUGCAGGAGAGGAUUUAGUUAAUGAUGAUGUUUUUGAGCAAUUUGACUCAUGUUUAGGUGAGAGAACGGUUAGUUUCAGAGUUCAUCAGCUGGAUAGAAAGGAAAAGAUGUGGAAAGUGGUGAAAAGCUUAGGGGAUCAGGUGUUGUUUUUGGGCGAUGAUUGCACUUUUUCUGCCUCUGCUUCUGAGUUAUCUGGCUGCAAGAACUGUAUAAUUUUUAAUAAUUAUUUCUUCUAUAAUGGUGGUCAAGAAGAUGGUGUGUUCAGGGGUCGUGAUAUAAGUGUAUAUGACGUGGGCAAUGGUUGUAUUGCACCCUUAGCUAACUACCCGGAGUAUUCAAAGCUGUUUUGGCCACCUCCACAAUGGAUUAUCACAUCUGGAGUACCAUCAACUGAUUCAGCGUUAGCCCAGGUUCAAACUCAACUUGAACAGCUAACCUUGUGAUUCCAUGAAUGGGGAAUUGCUCUCCAGGCUCCAGCUCGUUUUAUGAGUCUAAAUGGCAAGUCAGUUGGCCAUUGACGUCUUUAUAGAGAGCUCUACAGAACUCAACUCAAGUGCAGGCAAAACUAAUGCUUGAUUGAAUGCUUAGCAAAGCGCUACAAGGUGGAAAAGUGAAUGAUUUCGGAGUAGUUGCUCAUGACACCCUGGACCAAUUUUUUCACAUUUAAUUAUGAUGAAAUAUUGGCAUUUUCAUUUCUUUUUCUAAAUCUAAGUAUAUUGUAUUUAUUUCCUUGAUGGUUUUAUUUUAUCUUUUGUAAAUUGAUAAAUGUCUAAUUACAUCAUUCGAAUGAAUAUAUUCCGUUGCCGAUCU
This is a messenger RNA of Humulus lupulus (European hop), 1667 nucleotides long. Its product is annotated as F-box protein SKIP23. NCBI's taxonomy places the organism in Eukaryota, Viridiplantae, Streptophyta, Magnoliopsida, Rosales, Cannabaceae. Gene Ontology annotation, molecular function: protein binding. The coding region runs from base 65 to 1300 and encodes 411 amino acids. The record is from RefSeq and is a predicted model, not a curated record. The transcript has 2 exons.